AUGGCGAAAAACGGAAAGGGUAAGAAAAAUAAUUCUAAUGGUGGAGCUAAUAAUGGCGGUUCUAGUCCCAAACAAAAUAACAACGGAGGCAAUAACAAAGGCAAUAACGGAGGCAACAAAAACCGCAAAGGAAGCAAUGAUGGCAACGGAGGAAAUCAAGAAAAAGGUAAAGUACCCGAGCACCUCAUCGAUUGCCGUAUCUGCAACCGAAAAUACCAUUGGGAAUCCAAUUGUCGAGAGAAUCCCUUGGGGAUAGGAAAGAGAAACAAAGAAUCGCUUGAUUGUCGUGUUUGUAAUGGGAACCAUUGGGAAGAUCAGUGUCGGACUUUGAAGGGGGAGAAUGGUGGGAAUAGCAAUAACAACGGAGGAAAAGGAGGAAGCUCCAACUCUGGAAAAUGUCUAGCCCCCAAUGGAGAAGACAUCUCGGCACAUUUACCUAAUGGGAAAUUCCCCAGUCGUCCAUGUAGCAAAUUUAAGGUUGCUGCACAUUGGAAUAUUGCUUGUGAGAAGGAUGGGUUUGAUCCUGUCAAGAACCCGAAUCCUGGUGGGAAGAAAAAUGAUAAUGAGAAGAUGGGUGUUCGCUUUCCAGAUGACGAGUCAAGUGGACCAAUCGGUUCUGCCUACAAUGAAUAUCACAGCGAUCAAGAUGGCAUGGGGGAUAACCCAGCGGAUACUUAUAAGCCUCUGCCUGAUACUCGGUAUGGGUGGGAAAAUGGACUACCAUUUGGAGGAACGCAGGGACAACAGGGACAGUCCCCAAAACACUCCCCACAACUCCCCCCCGUAAAUUUCAUUCCCAGACAAAAGCAAACCCAAGACGAUCCCAACCCUAAGGGCACACCUUACAGCCCCUACAACCCCAACGGCCAAACCAACAGUCACCAACCCGAUUACAUGCCAAACAGCGCCCGAAGAUCCUACCUAACCCAACCUGCGACUGCCAACACCGAACAUCCCGAACAUCCCGACUCGGACGUAGACCGCGCGCAAUGGCGAUCGCACAACUGCGGCACCUGCAAAGAACUCGGACACAAAACCAACGACUGCGCCACCCAUCUCUGGCUUCUACCCACCAAGCAUCCCAACUGGCGUCCUCAUUCCGACCUCCAUCAUCCAUCUAACGCCGUGUAUCCGCGUCCCAACGGCUACUGGAAAGGAAACCCCAUGCGGGUACCGAGUAAAAAUACAUAUAUAUGGCCGCAUCCGCAAAACACGCAUCAGGGGCGUUAUUGGGGGGAGAAUGAUGUGGAGUUGGGUGGGGUCAAGGAUGUGUGGAUCGACCAGGAUGAUAGUGAGGGGGAUAGACAGCUGAGGUGGGGGAUGCCUCCGGGUGGAUGUGGAGGGGUGGAAAAUGGGAACUUGUGUCAGUUUGAUGUGGAUGGCGAUUUGGUUAUGGUUGAUAUUUUGGAUUUGGAGUGGAGGAGGUGGCAGUCGAAAGAGAAGAAAUUGAUAAAGGAGCAGGCGAAGAAACCGUGGUGGCUGGGAGGCCCGAUGGAUUUUUGA
Molecule: messenger RNA, 1503 nt
Organism: Sclerotinia borealis F-4128
Lineage: Eukaryota; Fungi; Ascomycota; Leotiomycetes; Helotiales; Sclerotiniaceae
Source: the annotation of a GenBank genome assembly